AGAGACCGGCGGACGCCCUCUGGGAUAUCUGUGAGAACAGAGACUCUCAACAGAAAUGAACGCCGCGCCCCCCGCAGGAAGUGCUCUGGCAGCCGCCGGAGCCAAUGGGCCCACCACGCCCAAGAAGGGCCCACCCAAGUUCAAGCAGAGGCAAACCCGAACAUUCAAGAGCAAGGCGCCCAAGCCCGGACAGAAGGGCUUCGGGGACGACAUCCCGGGCAUGGAGGGGCUGGGCACAGACAUCACCGUGGUGUGCCCAUGGGAGGCCUUUGGCGACAUGGAGCUCAGCGACCUGGCCAAAUACGGAAUCAUCUAAACCCGCUGCCUCCUGCCUUCCUCGCCUCGCACCUGUCCUCCACGUGACCCCGCCCACGCCUUUACUCACCAGCCGCAGGCCACAUAAGUCUGUGGGCUGCCCCUAAUGCCCUCUCGUCAAUCUACCUCUGCCGCCCUCUACUGAGUAAAGAGGACUUAUAAUGAUGUUUUUAUUUUUAUAUCAUUAUUAUUAUAUAUGUACUAUGUAACGCUGCUGAAAGUAUAACGACGAGAACAACUCCCCGUACCCUUUUCCUCGAACUAUCCAAGUACAUUAAGACUUUCCACUCUCCUCUCACCUCCGCCCCUCACCCCCCACGCCCCAAACCCACGGCAACGGAUGCAAGCAAAGCACUAGUCACCGCUAGCCUGAGUUUGCUUCUAGCAGUCUGUCCAAAUGUAAAUACUGAGUAAGACCUUUCGACCUUCUCACCUUUUGUACUUCCUCGCUCUUUUUACGACGUUGUGUGAUGUGCUCGCUCACGGUGUGACUGUGAACACCACGGACGCUACGGGAGUGUAACAGCUGGAACGCUGCAGUCUGAGGAGGAAGCCCCAGUGCCCUGUGUCUCUCCUGGCUCUGCUUCUUGUACGUCCCUGUAGACAGAUAAACAGACUUCAGAGCACUGUGCAGCACUGUCUCAUGCUGUGUCCUCAUAGUCGCAGUAAAGUGUGUUUAUUUUAACUA
Messenger RNA from Periophthalmus magnuspinnatus, 1003 nucleotides. RefSeq names its product retinal cone rhodopsin-sensitive cGMP 3',5'-cyclic phosphodiesterase subunit gamma-like. Gene Ontology annotation, molecular function: 3',5'-cyclic-nucleotide phosphodiesterase activity; cGMP binding. The transcript is spliced from 3 exons. NCBI's taxonomy places the organism in Eukaryota, Metazoa, Chordata, Actinopteri, Gobiiformes, Gobiidae. The coding region runs from base 56 to 316 and encodes 86 amino acids. The record is from RefSeq and is a predicted model, not a curated record. Gene Ontology annotation, biological process: positive regulation of G protein-coupled receptor signaling pathway; visual perception; positive regulation of epidermal growth factor receptor signaling pathway. Gene Ontology annotation, cellular component: photoreceptor outer segment membrane.